Choloepus didactylus (southern two-toed sloth) is the source of this 4338-nucleotide messenger RNA. It is a transcript of the gene OGDH, whose product is annotated as oxoglutarate dehydrogenase. Gene Ontology annotation, biological process: tricarboxylic acid cycle. The transcript has 24 exons. The coding region runs from base 101 to 3217 and encodes 1038 amino acids. The record is from RefSeq and is a predicted model, not a curated record. NCBI's taxonomy places the organism in Eukaryota, Metazoa, Chordata, Mammalia, Pilosa, Megalonychidae. Gene Ontology annotation, molecular function: oxoglutarate dehydrogenase (succinyl-transferring) activity; thiamine pyrophosphate binding. Gene Ontology annotation, cellular component: oxoglutarate dehydrogenase complex; mitochondrion.
CGGGGCCAAGAGUUUGGUGCGGCCGGAGUGGGGUGUCGGCGCCUCAUUCGGGCGGAGCCUCGGCCGGAGACAGGCAGUCGUGAGAGGCUUCAAGACAAAAAUGUUUCACUUAAGGACUUGUGCGGCUAAGUUGAGGCCGUUGACGGUUUUGCAGACUGUUAAGACAUUUUCACACAACAGACCAGCAGUAGCUAGGACUUGUCAACAAAUUCGGUGCUAUACUGCACCGGUCGCUGCUGAACCCUUCUUGAGUGGGACUAGUUCGAACUAUGUGGAGGAAAUGUACUAUGCUUGGUUGGAAAACCCCAAAAGUGUACAUAAGUCAUGGGACAUAUUUUUUCGCAAUACCAAUGCCGGAGCCCCCCCGGGCACUGCUUACCAAAGCCCCCUUCCCCUGAGCCGAGGCUCCCUGUCUACCGCUGCCCGCGCACAGUCCCUGGUGGACGCCCAGCCCAGUGUCGACAAGCUCGUGGAAGACCACUUGGCCGUGCAGUCUCUCAUCAGGGCUUAUCAGAUACGAGGGCACCAUGUAGCACAGCUGGACCCCCUGGGAAUUUUGGAUGCUGAUCUGGACUCCUCCGUGCCAGCUGAUAUUAUCUCAUCCACAGACAAACUUGAUCUUGCAGUUUUCCAGGAACGACUUCGAAUGCUAACAGUAGGAGGGUUUUAUGGACUGGAUGAAUCUGACCUUGACAAAGUCUUCCAGCUGCCCACCACGACUUUCAUUGGGGGAAAGGAAUCUGCUCUUCCACUUCGGGAGAUCAUCCGUCGGCUGGAGAUGGCCUAUUGCCAGCACAUUGGUGUGGAGUUCAUGUUCAUCAAUGACCUGGAGCAGUGCCAGUGGAUCAGGCAGAAAUUCGAGACACCAGGAGUCAUGCAGUUCACCAACGAGGAGAAGCGGACCCUGCUGGCAAGGCUUGUGCGCUCCACCAGGUUCGAGGAGUUCCUUCAGCGGAAGUGGUCCUCUGAGAAGCGCUUUGGGCUGGAGGGCUGCGAGGUGCUGAUCCCUGCCCUGAAGACCAUCAUCGACAAGUCGAGUGAGAAUGGAGUGGAUUAUGUGAUCAUGGGGAUGCCACACAGAGGGCGACUGAACGUGCUUGCGAACGUCAUCAGGAAGGAGCUGGAGCAGAUUUUCUGUCAGUUUGAUUCAAAGUUGGAAGCAGCUGACGAGGGUUCUGGGGAUGUGAAGUAUCACCUGGGCAUGUACCACCGGAGGAUUAACCGUGUGACCGACAGGAACAUCACCCUGUCCCUGGUGGCAAACCCAUCCCAUCUUGAGGCUGCAGACCCCGUGGUCAUGGGCAAGACCAAAGCCGAGCAGUUCUACUGUGGGGACACUGAGGGAAAAAAGGUCAUGUCCAUCCUUUUGCACGGAGAUGCUGCCUUUGCUGGACAGGGCAUUGUGUAUGAGACCUUCCACCUGAGCGACCUGCCGUCCUACACGACCCACGGCACGGUGCAUGUGGUCGUCAACAACCAGAUCGGCUUCACUACAGACCCCCGCAUGGCCCGGUCCUCGCCAUACCCCACCGAUGUGGCCCGCGUUGUCAAUGCCCCCAUCUUCCACGUGAACUCGGACGACCCCGAAGCUGUGAUGUACGUGUGCCAGGUGGCGGCUGAGUGGAGGAGCACCUUCCACAAGGACGUGGUGGUCGACUUGGUGUGCUACCGGCGCAACGGCCACAAUGAGAUGGACGAGCCCAUGUUCACGCAGCCGCUCAUGUACAAACAGAUCCGCAAGCAAAAGCCCGUGCUGCAGAAGUACGCGGAGCUGCUCGUGUCGCAGGGCGUGGUCAACCAGCCGGAGUAUGAGGAGGAGAUCUCCAAGUACGAUAAAAUCUGCGAGGAGGCGUUUGCCAGAUCCAAAGACGAGAAGAUCUUGCACAUCAAGCACUGGCUGGACUCUCCCUGGCCUGGCUUCUUCACUCUGGACGGGCAGCCUCGGAGCAUGACCUGCCCCUCCACGGGCCUGACGGAGGACAUUCUGACGCACAUAGGGAACGUUGCCAGCUCGGUGCCCGUGGAGAACUUCACCAUUCAUGGAGGGCUCCAGCGCAUCCUGAAAACCCGUGGCGAGCUGGUGAAGAACCGGACAGUGGACUGGGCCCUGGCCGAGUACAUGGCCUUCGGCUCACUGCUGAAGGAGGGGAUCCACAUCCGGCUCAGUGGCCAGGACGUCGAGCGGGGCACCUUCAGCCACCGCCACCAUGUGCUCCAUGACCAAAAUGUCGACAAGAGAACCUGCAUCCCUAUGAACCACCUCUGGCCCAGUCAGGCUCCCUACACUGUCUGCAACAGCUCCCUGUCCGAGUACGGGGUCCUGGGCUUUGAGCUGGGUUUUGCCAUGGCCAGCCCCAAUGCCCUGGUCCUCUGGGAGGCCCAGUUUGGUGACUUCCACAACACGGCCCAGUGCAUCAUCGAUCAGUUCAUCUGCCCAGGACAAGCCAAAUGGGUGCGGCAAAACGGCAUCGUGCUGCUGCUGCCCCAUGGCAUGGAGGGCAUGGGCCCAGAACAUUCCUCAGCCAGACCGGAGAGGUUCCUGCAGAUGUGUAAUGAUGACCCAGACGUCCUGCCGGACCUCGAGGAAGCCAACUUCGACAUCAAUCAGCUGUAUGACUGCAACUGGGUCGUUGUCAACUGCUCCUCCCCCGGCAACUUCUUCCAUGUGCUGCGACGCCAGAUCCUCCUGCCCUUCCGGAAGCCGUUGAUCAUCUUCACUCCAAAAUCCCUGCUGCGCCACCCUGAAGCCAGAACCAGCUUCGACGAAAUGCUUGCAGGUACCCACUUCCAGAGGGUGAUCCCAGAAAACGGCCUUGCAGUGCAGAACCCAGAGAAGGUCAGGAGGCUUCUCUUCUGUACUGGAAAGGUGUACUAUGACCUCACCCGGGAGCGCAAGGCCCGCGGCAUGGAGGAGGAGGUGGCCAUUGCCAGGAUCGAGCAGCUGUCGCCAUUCCCCUUUGACCUCCUGCUGAAGGAAGUGCAGAAGUACCCCGGUGCCGAGCUGGCCUGGUGCCAGGAGGAGCACAAGAACCAGGGCUACUACGACUACGUGAAGCCCCGGCUCCGCACGACCAUCAGCCGCGCCAAGCCCGUGUGGUACGCCGGCCGCGACCCGGCUGCUGCCCCCGCCACCGGCAACAAGAAGACCCACCUGACGGAGCUGCAGCGCCUCCUGGACACGGCCUUCAACCUGGACUCCUUCAAGAACUUCUCCUGAGGCGGCCGAGCCGCCCCAUUCCACCCACGGCUGCCCCGCACUCCCCGACUAAAGCAGAGUGCCUCAGCGCCGCCGCCACCCUCCUCACUCCCGCACACUCCGCCUGCCGCUCUCCUAGCUCCUGCCUUGUCAUCUCCCCUUGAGGGCUGGGCUCUCCCCCCAAGCCAGGGCCCCCCGGGCUGUGCUGACCCGUCCCACCAUGAGCCUUGGGGAGCUGGGAGGAGAGGGAGCAUGUGGCCGGCUGCCCCCCAGGAGGUCUGCUCGUGUCCCGGCCCUCCCUGCUGAGCCUCAACCCCAGGGCAGGGAAGAGGUCUGUGUGGCUUCACCUGGCCCUGGCGGGCUUGCCCCCUAGCCUGGGAGGGGGCUUCUGUGCCUGGGACUAAGGACCAAGCCUUAGAAGCAAUGGAGUUGGAAAAGAUCCUGGAUCAGGUCUUCCACAGCCUUCAGGGGCGCGUAGGGGGGCCGGGCUCUGGCCGGGGCCCACCGCUGACGAGGCUGAGGACAAUGCAAGAGGGCAGCUGGCUGGACGGCAGCUUUACUGGCCCAGCCCAGAGGGAGGACAGGGUCACUUUAAGACCAACCAGAGUCCAAAAGGGGGCCCUGUCUUGCCUUGGCGUCCCCUCUGGGCCCCUUGCCCGUCUCCCUGUGUGGGAGUGGGGCAUGCUCCACCCCCCUGGGUGCCAGGGAAGGACCUCGAGCCCAGGCCGCAGGCAGCUGCUCCAGGUCACGGGCUGCUGGAGGGCCUGGUUUUGUGGCCUGCUUACCCCCUCACCCCUCCCUCCUUCACCUCCCCCUUCUCUUUCCUCUCCCCUCCCUUCUUCACCUCCCCCUCCCCCAUGCUCUUCCUCUCUGCCCCACCCCAAACUUCCCUUUUUUCCUUUUAACAAAAUGGAGACUUUGAUGCAUUAUUUCCUUUGCUGUGCCAAAGCCGGUCAGAGGGGGAGAGAAGGGGCCGGGGAGGGAGGGGCAGGGGCAUGGCCGAGUGGCCAGCCGCCCUUCAUCACCAUCACUUUGACUCUCUUCAUAGUGACAGAUCUGAUUUAUUUAUUUUGGUUAAAAAAAAAAAACAAAAAUAACUUUUCAUUGUAUUUGGCUUGACCCAUAAAAUAAGUUAUCCUGGG